CAAUUUUAUCCCGUCAGCUGACUGGGAGCGAUCCCCGGAGAGGGGCCGCCGCUCCUACAAAAACAGGGAAGGCGAGCGGCAAGGGCCGCGUGUGGUCUCUCGUCCGCGGCUCCCUCUGCGUCCCACAGACACCGCAGCGCCAGCAUGGCGCCCCGCAGCCUCCUCCUCCUGCUGCUCACGCUGGCCGGGCCCUGCGCGGCCCUCAUCAGGAUCCCUCUGACCAAGUUCCCUUCCAUGCGGCGGGUCCUGAACGAGGUGAACAGUGAGAUCCCAGACAUGAAUGCUCUGACCCAGCUCCUCAAGUUCAAGCUUGGCUUCAGUGAGGUGGCUGAGCCCACUCCAGAGAUCCUGAAGAACUACAUGGAUGCCCAGUAUUAUGGUGAGAUUGGCAUCGGAACCCCACCACAAAAGUUCACUGUGGUCUUUGACACUGGCUCCUCCAACCUCUGGGUGCCAUCUGUGCACUGUCACCUGCUGGACAUCGCCUGUUUGCUGCACCACAAGUACGAUGCCUCUAAAUCCAGCACCUAUGUGGAGAACGGCACCGAGUUUGCCAUCCACUAUGGGACAGGGAGCCUCUCUGGGUUCCUCAGCCAGGACACUGUCACGCUUGGCAACUUGAAAAUCAAGAACCAGAUCUUUGGAGAAGCUGUGAAACAGCCAGGCAUCACAUUCAUUGCAGCCAAGUUUGACGGAAUCCUGGGCAUGGCAUUCCCAAGGAUCUCUGUGGACAAGGUCACCCCUUUCUUCGAUAACAUCAUGGAACAGAAGCUGAUUGAGAAAAACAUCUUCUCUUUCUACCUAAACAGAGAUCCUGCUGCUCAGCCUGGUGGCGAGCUGCUCCUGGGGGGCACCGACCCCAAGUAUUACAGUGGCGACUUCAGCUGGGUCAAUGUCACACGCAAGGCUUACUGGCAGGUCCACAUGGAUGCGGUGGAUGUUGCCAAUGGGCUGACCCUGUGCAAAGGGGGCUGCGAGGCCAUCGUGGACACAGGAACUUCACUCAUCACUGGCCCCACUAAGGAAGUGAAGGAGCUGCAGACAGCCAUUGGUGCAAAACCACUCAUCAAAGGCCAGUAUGUGAUUCCCUGUGAUAAAGUGUCAUCUCUGCCUGUCAUCACACUAACGCUAGGAGGGAAGCCCUACCAGCUCACUGGAGAGCAGUAUGUCUUCAAGGUUUCUGUACAAGGAGAGACCAUCUGCCUGAGCGGCUUUUCAGGCCUGGACGUCCCACCCCCUGGGGGCCCACUCUGGAUCCUGGGAGAUGUCUUCAUCGGUCCCUACUACACUGUAUUUGACCGUGAUAAUGACUCUGUUGGCUUUGCCAAAUGUGCCUAAACGCCUGACCCACCUCCCACUGCCUCUGCCACACACACACUUCCACACAUGCACAGGAGCCAUGGAGAAAGAUUACCACGAUUAGAAAUCCAGGGAGUGGAAAGAAAAAAAAAAAAAGAAAUGGAACUAGGUUUAAAAUUACAUGGAAAAUAGUCAUUAGUGUCCUGCUGGCCAUGUUUUCCCCUCUGUUGAGUAGGUGGUGCUGGGAGGUCUCUAGUUGAUGACUCCAGCUGGAGUAGCCCCUCGCUUUACUGCUAGGUCUUCCAGUAUCUGUUUUUAAGACUGAUUCUCAGAGCUGAACAAGGCCCUCUCAUGUCUCCCAGCCCUGGUCUCCUUCCUGGGGGGCAGCUGGCUGGAGCCAGCCCCUGACACCUCUGUUCCUGCAGAGAGGCUGUGCAGCUGCUCUUGGGUUUGGGCUUCUGAGCUGGGGGAGAGGGACAGGGCAGGCUGCUGGCAAGUGAUUUACUACUUUGUGCUUUAUCACUGUUGAAGUGGGGGAGUGGAUGGCUUCAUCACGCCUCCAUGACAGAUUCAGGCAGCGACAGCAAGGUCAUUUCUCAAUGGGUUUGUACUGGCUUGGUCCUAAAAGAACGUGUCCCGUGCUGGAGCAAUGGGGGAUUGUGGUACCAUGCCCAAGGGCUCUGGUUGUGUGCUUUUGUGUAGUGAUGACAGUAGUGAGAGAGCUGGAGAUGUGACGUCCCCAUGCCUGACCUUGCAGGACAGGAAUUUGAAGGGGAGCUCCAGCCAGUGGGAAUCUUUAGGGAGUACAAAUAUAAAGGGGGUCAAGAUAGGAUCUAGUAGAGGUCACUUGAACUCAUAGCCACAAAGGCCUGGCUUUCUGCUGAGCAAAGUCACUUGACAAAGGUUCUCUCUAGUUUGGUGAACUUCUGCCAGCUUCUGCAAACUGCAGAUCUCCCCAGCCUCAUCUGCAGCCAGUGAGCUGAGAAUAAUGUUUCCUAAAGCAGUUAAGUGAUCUACAAGCCUAAAUCACAUGGAUAAACUCUGUAGGUGUUUGUCAGCCACAUAGGACCUUUUGGAAACAUUAUUCUCAGCAUUUUGAACUGCCCAAAACCAGACAGUUGGCAGAGCCAGCAAGCCUCCUGUGCAGGAGGGUGCUGUGGCAGCUGCUGGGCUUGCAUUCACUGUUCCUGCCACCCCAUUGUGAAAUCCAACUGCCUUUAACCUGUUUUCCACCUUACUAGUGCUGGUGAGAGCCCUGUUCAUGUCCACCCUGUGUUGCACAUGAAGUGAGGCACAGUCCUGCUUCAGAGAGGUUGUAGCUGAUUUAACUUUCCUAGUGUGUUGGAUAAGGUCCUGAAGUUAGGGAGUGGCAGCAGGUGAGGGGUAAAGCUGGGAGUGGCAAGGGGACCAGAUCAGCCAUGGCUGUGACCCCAGACUAGGCAAAAGUGAUAGUAAAAUCCUGGCUUCCCAGAAUUCACUGAUAAUCCUGCCAGCAGUACCAGUGGGGUCAAGGAAGUUCCCAGGAAAGGUCUUUGACAGUGGGUGAAUAGGUUAUGCCUGGUAAAAUGGAUAUACAUCAUCCCCAAUAUUGAAUUCUCCACAAGCAUCAGAGGCACCACUGGGGAAGAGGUCCUAAGGUACGUAUGCACUGUGGUUGAACAGUGCGUAUGUAGUUUAUGGAUCCCCUGUCCCCACACACUGCAGCUUGGCUUUAUAACCGUGCCACACACCUUGGAGCGGUCUGGAGUGAGCAGUGCAGUCAGGCCUGGGCGCACCUGGGACACAUGCAUUGUCCCCUGCGACCUUGGAUGUGACAAAUGCUGCUCCCAAACCUUGCUUCUGUUGGCUUAUAAUCUUCACCUGCAUCUGGGUGCCGAAGGACAUCUGUUGCAGACAGGCUAGAGAACAGUGGCAUGUUACCAAAAAAAGAAAUCAUCAAUGGUACUUGAAAAUCAGCCGAUAUUCAGCACCUCUCCAGAGAGCCCCAGCUCCACACCAAUUAAAGUGCCCAGAGCGCCUCCAAGCCCUGCUGCAUCAUUUCCCAGCUGCAGGAUUUCUUCAGCAUGGCGAGACAAGAGAUAGCCUCUUGGGUACCCGCUAAUCAAGACCUAAUGUGGGGCAGGGAAGUCUGACAUGGAGCUGGCAGUGGGUUUUGAAUGUCUUCAGCAUCACAUCCAAGCAGGACGUGCAGCACAGCCCCAGAACAAGCCAUUGGGCUGCAGCUCUGGUGCACUGCAAUGCCUUAUGUUGUCUGAGUCAUAGCCUCCACAGUAACCCAAGGCUGAGCUAUGUCUGUUGCAGGGCAGGCAGGAGGCUGCUGCCUAGAGAAUGAGCACAGCCCAAAGUGAUUCCCUGAGUGACAUACCUUCAGAUAGGCUGGAGGAGCAGUUCAUUGUAGUCUUCCCUGAAUGGGCCUCCUCCCCUUGUUCUUUUAUUUGCAUUUUUAAACCAAACUCUAACCACAUGACUGUAUUUUUUAAAUCUAAUUUGCUGUCAGAAUUACUGUCUCAUUGUAGAAAAUUGAAAAGAAAAUACAGUAUUUCCCCCCUUAA
Messenger RNA from Pezoporus flaviventris, 3851 nucleotides. It is a transcript of the gene CTSD, whose product is annotated as cathepsin D. Gene Ontology annotation, biological process: proteolysis. The coding region runs from base 145 to 1338 and encodes 397 amino acids. The transcript is spliced from 9 exons. The record is from RefSeq and is a predicted model, not a curated record. Gene Ontology annotation, cellular component: lysosome. Gene Ontology annotation, molecular function: aspartic-type endopeptidase activity. NCBI's taxonomy places the organism in Eukaryota, Metazoa, Chordata, Aves, Psittaciformes, Psittacidae.